CUCUCUGAUAAGUCAGAGGCAGCAGUUAGCUGCUCUUUAUAAAAGUCCCUGAAACUUUGCACACUUCCUCACUGGGCUAGCAGCUCCUCAGAAAAGAUGAAGCUCGUUUACAGGAUUUUGCUCCAGACAGCUCUGCUGCUAUUUACAAAUGGCUCUGCAGCGACAGAUGAUAGCACUGACAGCGCCAGAGAAGAACUGAUUGGUGCUUGUCCAAUAAAGCUCAAAAGCAGCGGGGAAUGUGAUGGAGAGGAAUGCCCGUAUCGGAUAACCUUGCCUCCAAUGACCAUCCAGCUGCCCAAGCAGUUUCGGCUGAUUGAGAGAACGCUCAAAGAAGUGCAGAACCUGAAGGAAGUGGUAAACAAGAUGAAGAAGUCCUGCGAAGACUGCAAGCUGCAGGCAGAUGAGAAUCUAGAAGACAGCAACGAAUUCCUGCCACCUGGCACAGACGCUCCAGUCGACAACAGCAAAAUACAAGAUAACAGAGUAAAAGAGUUGCAGAACAAGGUUUCCAGGCUGUCAGCCAGUCUGAAGAAUGCAAAGAACCAAAUCCAUUCUUUACAGAAUCAGCUGGAGCACAUGAACCUCAUAAACAUGAACAACGUGGAAAGCUAUGUGGACAGCAAAGUAGCCAAUUUGACAUUUGCUGUGAACAAUCUGGAUAAUAAAUGCUCUUCAAACUGCCCAGCCACACAACCACAACCAGUUAUACAGAUUCUGCAAGGAGACUGUUCCAAUUUUUACGCAGCAGGCAAACUGCGUAAUGGAAUCUACAGAAUUACUCCUGAUCCAAGACAUGACAGCUUUGAUGUUUACUGUGAGAUGGAAUCUAUGGGAGGCGGCUGGACAGUGUUCCAAAUGCGUCAAGAUGGCAGCACCAGCUUCAACAGAACAUGGAAAGAAUACAAGAAUGGUUUCGGAAACCUGAGUAGAGAAUUCUGGCUAGGGAAUGACAAAAUUCACCUUCUGACCAAAAGCAAGGAGAUGCAGCUCAGGAUUGAACUUGAGGAUUUCAACGGAGUCAAAGAAUAUGCAAAAUACGAACAAUUUUAUGUGACCAAUGAAUUUCUCAAAUACCGCUUAAGUAUUGGCAGCUACAGUGGCACAGCUGGGAACGCCCUGCAAUUCAGCAAACAUUACAACCAUGACCAAAGGUUCUUCACUACCCCAGACAGAGACAACGACAGGUAUCCAUCAGGAAACUGUGGAGCGUACUAUAGCUCUGGGUGGUGGUUUGACGCAUGCUUGGCGGCUAAUCUCAAUGGCGUAUAUUAUCACAAAAAAUACAAAGGUGUUCGCAAUGGGAUUUUCUGGGGCACCUGGCCUACAGCUUCGGAUAAUAGUCUAAAUGGUUACAGACAACCUUUCAAAAAGGUCAGAAUGAUGAUGAGACCCAAAGUCUUUGUGCCAUGAAUUAGUAACUUCUCAAUAUUGACACUUUUCUCCAGUAUCUGAGUGCAAUUUUAAAAACAACUGCUAUGUCUCAUGUUUAAAAAUUUUUUCCUUGAGAAAACAUCUCUUCCAAAGGCACCCUAAUGUAUCUCUCCUGAUAAAUUCUAAACGUACAGGGAACAAUUCAAUUUUUUGGUAGCAAAUAAUGUGACAGCCUCAUCCAUUAACCUCUGUUAGGUCAGAAGCGGAGUGUAAGCUUAUUUUGCCAAAUUGACUUCAAAGGCAUUCCACUAUUGCCUUAUCACAAAACAAUGCCUCGGCCACCAACAGGCGAAAACCAGAUUUGUAGAGUUGGAGAGCAACAGUUUCAGACCCUUAAUGUACUGCUUCCUCAUCAUAUUCCAUAAAUAUCUCUGCAGAACCAGCAACCUGCUGCAAAGCUAGUGAGCCCAAACUGGCUUAAACUCAAGUAUUCCAAGACAACUAUAUUUUUUCUAUGUAAAUAAUAGAUUCAGUAUGUUACAGUUUAAUAAUUCAUUGCCACUGUCAACCAGUUUUUGUUUUUUUUACUAUGUGACUGUACCAGAACAAAAACAACAUAUCUUAAUCUAAAGGCUAAUAAAUGCUGUUAAGGAAGCAUUUCUAAUGAU
This is a messenger RNA of Podarcis muralis (Common wall lizard), 2039 nucleotides long. It is a transcript of the gene FGL2, whose product is annotated as fibrinogen like 2. Lineage: Eukaryota; Metazoa; Chordata; Lepidosauria; Squamata; Lacertidae. The record is from RefSeq and is a predicted model, not a curated record.